Molecule: messenger RNA, 1436 nt
Organism: Bufo gargarizans (Asiatic toad)
Lineage: Eukaryota; Metazoa; Chordata; Amphibia; Anura; Bufonidae
Product: amine sulfotransferase-like
Exons: 7
Coding region: 125-1018 (297 amino acids)
Biological process (GO): sulfation
Cellular component (GO): cytoplasm
Molecular function (GO): sulfotransferase activity
Source: RefSeq, a predicted model, not a curated record
AUUUUCCAGAGAAUCAACAGUUCAGUUUAAUAUAAAUGGAUAUUACUCUGGCUUUUGCAUCUAUUGCCACAGUUAACAAGCAGAAAAACCCCAAUAGUAAGGACAAAGAUUUCAGAAAGUUGCAAUGGCCCACCAGGCACUAGAGUCUUUAAUAUUUAAACAUAAGGGCAUAUACUUCAUGAAAGACUUGGCAACUCCCGAAGUUGUAGAUUCUAUUGAACAUAUGAAGGUUCGGGACAGUGACGUAUUUCUUGUCACCUACCCAAAAUCUGGCACAAUUUGGGCACAGCAAAUUUUGAGCCUAAUAUUAAAUGAAGGCCAUCGUAAUGAAACAGAAAAUAUUGAUAAUAUAGAAAGAGCGCCAUGGAUUGAAUACAACAUUUACAACGCUGACUUUAGCAGCCGACCAUCUCCUCGUCUUUUCUCAUCUCAUCUGCCUUAUUAUCUACUGCCAAGAGAUCUGAGGUCCAGGAUUGGAAAAGUUAUAUACGUGUACCGAAACCCAAAAGAUGCCAUGGUCUCCUUUUACCACUUCUACCAAAUGUUUUCCAAAUUAAGUUAUCCAGUUGAUUUUGAAACAUUCGCAGACUUCUUUAUGUCUGGAAAAGUUAUAGGUGGCUCGUGGUUUGAUCAUGUUAGAGGCUGGUAUACACAUAAAGAAGAUUUCAAUAUUCUGUUUUUGACAUAUGAGGAAAUGAAAAAGGACCUUCGAUCGGUUGUGCUGAAAAUAUGCAAAUUUGUCGAUAUAAGACUUGAUGAGAAAGCAAUAGACAUAGUGUUGGAAAAAGCAACUUUUAACAAUAUGAAGUGCGAUCCUCAUGCUAAUUAUUCAUUUUUUCCAAAUGAUAUUCUAGACCAAAGCAGAGGAAAAUUUCUACGUAAAGGGACUAUUGGUGACUGGAAAAAUUUGAUGACCGUGGCACAAAAUGAGAAGCUGAAUCAAAUCUGCAAAGAAAAGUUGGGAGAUCUGCCAAUCAAGUUUGUCUGGGACAUCAAGGAAGAGGAGACUGCAUCCUAGAGUUCCAUUUGUCCAUAAAGUUAGAAAUGAUAGGCUUUAGAAUGUGGCAUAAACUAAUCAGAAGACUUUAUUAAGGGAAUGUGUCAAGGGGUUUUCUGCACAACCUUUUUUUCUAAUCUGUUUUUCAAAUUUUGUUAUCGCAGAUUUCUUAACCUCCUUCCGACUGCCUAACGCAGGGAUGCGUCCUGCGGGCGGCCGGGUUAUUCCUCCUAGACGCAUCGGGGCGUCAUCUCGCGAGAGGAGAGAUUUCACGUGAACGCGCGCAUGCGUGCGCGUUCACGGCAACGCUAAGCUGAGAAGUUGAUCUACAGCCUGCCAGCAGCGUUCAUUCGCUGGCAGGCUGUAGAUGCGAUUUUUUUAACCCCAAAAAGGUAUAUUAGACGCUGUUUUGAUAACAGCGUCUAAUAUACCUGCUACC